UUUUUUUAGUUAAAAAAUGUCAAAAGUCAAAACAUUUCGAUUUUCCAAAAUAAAAUUCCACUAGAUAGUUUUUCGAUUUUUUUUUUAAAUAUUCAUGUAAAUACAUAAAUGUAUAUGAAAAAAUGGAUAUUACAACGAGCCUUAUUGUUAUAGCUUUUAUAUAUGGCAUCUUUUUAUUUUUGGAUAACUUUUUCAAGUCUUGUGCUCAUUAUCCCUAUAUAAAAUUCUUGGAAGGAACGGGAUUUAAAAUACAAUUUCUGACAAUAAAAUGGCAAACAAAGGCCUUUAAUCGGACUAUAAUACGUUGGGGAAACAGUCGACUUAGUUUUUUCAACAUUUGGUUUAAUCUAGGACUUUAUGCUAGUUUAAUACUUGUACCCAUAGCAGUUAUAAUGUUAUUGUACAGCGUGUUUCAAAACUUCAUUACUAAGAAACAACAACAUAUUUUACUUGAACCUGUAAUUCCUGGUUUAAAUUUGCCAGCUUCUGAGCUUGGGUACUACAGUGGUACUCUUAUUGUAGCCAGUAUAGUACAUGAAUUGGGGCAUGCAUUAGCAGCAGUGCUAGAUGAUGUUAAUCUUAUUGAAGUUGGGGCUAACAUAUUUUUUAUACUCCCUGUAGCCUAUGUUAAUCUAUCUACAGAGAAAUUAUUUAAUUUAGAAGGCAAGAAAACACUAAGAAUAAUGUGUGCUGGUAUUUGGCAUAAUAUAGUACUGUCUGUAAUUGGAAUAAUGUUAUAUUGUUUACUUCCUGUAAUUUUCAGUAUGAUCUUUCAUGUUAAUAGAGGCAUAACUAUCACACAAAUUGCCAAAAAUUCCCCAAUUUUGGGACCUAGAGGCCUUGUUAGUGGAGAUACAGUUUUUAGAAUAAAUGAUUGUGAAGUGUCUGAUGAAAAUAGCUGGUACACUUGUUUAAAUCAAGUAAAAGAUCAUCAAACAGGAUUUUGUAUUGACCCGAAAUUAGUCCAUAGUUUAGAUGAAAGUAUUCCUUUGAAAUAUUCUGUAAAUGGUAAUCUAGAUUGUUGUGAUGGUACAAAAUCGGAAAACAUUUGCUUUGAGUACUUAGACAGCAAUGAUGAUGGCAUCUUAGAAUUACCAAGUCAUGUUUGUUUGCCUGGUAGAAAAGUGGUAGAAGAAUCUCCAACCAUUUGCACACAAUCGCCUCACAUUUGCCCAAAUAAUAGGUAUUGUUUUAGACCAAUAUUGAGCAAUUUUACAUACUUAAUAAAAUUGUCUUGUAAGGAUAAGUUAGUAGUCUAUUUAGGGUAUCCAAUUGAUAUUUCCAGGUCAAUUGAGGUGUCGUCUUAUAUCCCUAAUUUGGUUUUUAAAACUACAGAUGUUCCAGAUAUUAUGACAAAAUUUAUCAAAUAUUUAACUAUCAUAUCUUUUGGUCUAGCACUUGUAAAUGUAAUGCCACUCAGUUAUAUGGAUGGGCAAUACAUUAUGGAAAUAAUAGUUUAUAUGUUAUUAAGAGAAAAGUUAGGAAAUAAAAAAUGUAAAUUAAUUGUAGCUACUAUUACAACAUUUUUUACAUUGAUAUUAAUUUUACAUUGUUUAUAUUUUUUUUAUAAUAAUUUUCCUACUUAGAUAUAGAUGGAUUUAUAAGAUGUUUGUAAUAU
Psylliodes chrysocephalus is the source of this 1618-nucleotide messenger RNA. Lineage: Eukaryota; Metazoa; Arthropoda; Insecta; Coleoptera; Chrysomelidae. The record is from the annotation of a GenBank genome assembly.